This is a messenger RNA of Penicillium hordei, 1074 nucleotides long. RefSeq lists its product as uncharacterized. Gene Ontology annotation, biological process: positive regulation of transcription by RNA polymerase II. The record is from RefSeq and is a predicted model, not a curated record. Gene Ontology annotation, molecular function: DNA-binding transcription factor activity; transcription cis-regulatory region binding. Gene Ontology annotation, cellular component: nucleus. The transcript has a single exon. NCBI's taxonomy places the organism in Eukaryota, Fungi, Ascomycota, Eurotiomycetes, Eurotiales, Aspergillaceae. The coding region runs from base 1 to 1074 and encodes 357 amino acids.
AUGAUUCUGCCAAUGGCCGAGAGCUCUGAAACAGUCCUUUCUUCCAUUCUCGCUAUCGCCGCCCAUGACCUGGCAUCGGAGUACUCUCCAAAUGACCUGGGCCAUGGGACAUUCCAGCAGAUGUCGAAAAACUAUCAAAAUAAAUCUUUGUCUUUUUUGGCUCAGGAGUUGAACAAUCUUUCUACAUCAUCUAGGUCGGCACUGCAAGCGAGCACAACAUCUGCCUAUACACUUGCAUCCGUGAUUAUUCUCUGCAAUAAUGAGUUUAUGAAACCACAAGGCGCCGGGUGGAGGGUUCAUCUCUCCGCUGCGAGGGAGAUCAUCCUGGCGACAGGGAACCGACCGUCGCGACACCACCAGCUGGCCUGCAUUGAACAGUUCCUCAUGUUAGAAUUCUAUGAGGCUUCGGUGUGGGCUGAUUUGACGACAUUUGAUAACUACAACAUGGCUAUCAAGACUCCUCCUGCUAGCGCCGAGAACGCAGUCUUCACCGACUUCAUUCGGGUCAUUGACCAAAUCACCCGCCUUGAGCGUCUGAGAUUUUGUUCCGGGACGAUCGAGCAAGCUUCAUCACACGGCCCGAUGCAAGACAUCCAGUCGCAGAUUGAGUCGGCUAGAAACACCAUGAUGCGUCUCAGUGAAUCCAUUCACUUCUCCUCUGAAGAAGAUCAACAUGGCUUUGAACUGGUAAUAUGGAUGUACUACCAUGCAACUCUCAUUUACAGCCACCAAGCUUUAUCAGACGAUGCUACUGCUGGUGACGAUGUAUGCAAGUCUCGGUAUGAAAUCCUCCGCUAUGUACAAUUUCUCUCCGAGACUCGAGACGGCAUGUUCGCUCAGGACCUUGUCUGGCCACUUUUCAUGGCAGGAACUGAACUCCGAGGACAUCCCACCGGUCAAAAGGUUAUUCAAGAAUGUUUUGGCAAUGUCAUGCGUAUCAGCCGCACUUUGGACAGAGCGCGUGUUCUCUCCUUCGUUGAGACCUGGUGGAACGAGCCUGGUACUCAUACAUCUUGGAUUGACAUGGCUCGAAGGCAAUCUCAAUCUUCGCAGUGUGACAUUCUCAUUGUAUGA